UCUUUUUACACUGAUUGCUUUUACACCCAUAAAGGCUGUAAAAGCAAUCAUUUCUCCUUCUCUCUGGCUGCAUUCUUGCAGUUAUUGAGAAAUACUGUGAGAGCUGUGAUUGGUCACAGCUUGUCACAUGGUGCAAGGGCUGUUGUGAAUAGCCUUAUACCAUGUGAUCUCUGUGAUCAUUCACAGAUUUCACACAUAGUAAACAAUGUGGUCAGGAAGUGACAUCUUGCUUAAUACUAUUCAUGUGAUCACUGAUUGGCCAAUCAUUGAUUACAUGAUCGGGACCUCACACACCUCCCAACACAGCGG
Staurois parvus is the source of this 309-nucleotide messenger RNA. NCBI's taxonomy places the organism in Eukaryota, Metazoa, Chordata, Amphibia, Anura, Ranidae. The record is from the annotation of a GenBank genome assembly.